Molecule: messenger RNA, 6737 nt
Organism: Hippoglossus stenolepis (Pacific halibut)
Lineage: Eukaryota; Metazoa; Chordata; Actinopteri; Pleuronectiformes; Pleuronectidae
Product: E3 ubiquitin-protein ligase UHRF2
Exons: 16
Coding region: 202-2961 (919 amino acids)
Biological process (GO): protein ubiquitination; negative regulation of gene expression via chromosomal CpG island methylation
Molecular function (GO): ubiquitin protein ligase activity; protein binding
Source: RefSeq, a predicted model, not a curated record
GACACCUCCUGCGCGAGCCAGUCCGACGUUACCUCUGCAGAGGAAAACGCGAUGGACCCGUAAACACGCGCACACAUUUCUUUUAUCUCUAUCGUUGUUGUUUGUUUCCGCCUCCUCUCCGCCGCGGUGAACGACGUUCGCGCGUAAAACCCCGCCGCUUUCUCCCGCAUUCAUUCGAGGCGUAAACAGGGCGGCGCAGCGAUGUGGAUCCAGGUUCGUACUAUAGACGGGAAGGAGACGCGAACCGUGGAGGAUCUGUCGAGGCUGACCAGAAUUGAGUCUCUACGGCUGAAAAUACAGGACAUCUUCAACGUGGGCCCGCAGCAGCAGCGCCUCUUCUACCGAGGGAAGCAGAUGGAAGAUGGCCAAACACUGUUUGAUUACAACGUUGGCCUCAACGACAUCGUCCAGUUGCUGAUUCGCUCUCAGACCGACCCUCCAGACAGCCCCGUCGCCAAGGACUUCUCGGGCGUCGCCUGCAGCUCAGCACCCCCGCCCGACUCCCGGUCUGAAAGCCAUAACUCCCCAGCUCCCGCCCCCCCUGCCGAUAUGGAAACCAACACCAACAAAGACAAUGACGGCGGCAGCAGCAUCACUACCAGCAUCAUUAAGGAAACCAAGCCGGACACCAGCGUCACCAGUAACUCAACCAGUAGUACCAAAAAUGGCUUCAAGUCCUCCAGUCCAGUACGGGACACCCAGCCCCCUACAUCCAGCAGAAAUGCACUCGUUGACCCAGGAUUUGGUGUGUACAAGAUUAACGAGCUGGUGGACUGCAGAGACGUCAGCAUCGGCGCCUGGUUUGAGGCCUGCAUCGAAAAUGUGACAGAGGCUCCCAAAGGACAGAUAACGCCCCCCAAGGGCAAGGUGGGCCGGCCCCCAAAAAGGACUAACGGAAAGCUGGAGGCCGAGCAGGCACCGGCCCCCGGCCAGGACCAAAACAUAGACAGUAACAGGAAUAAUGUUGUGUUCGCCUCGGAGAGCAACGGAGCCUCCACCUCUCAGACAGACUCUGCUGCAGAGAGCAAGGAGAGAGAAGAGGACAUCAUUUAUCACAUUAAAUACGAUGACUACCCGGAGAAUGGCGUGGUGGCGAUGCGACUGCGGGACGUGCGGCCACGCGCCAGGACCCUGCUGCGGUGGGACCAGCUUCAGGUGGGCAUGCAUGUGAUGGUCAACUACAAUAUGGAGACGCCAGAUGAGAGGGGCUUCUGGUUCGACGCCGAGAUUCAAACGCUCAACCAGGCCUCUCGCACCAACAAGGAGCUCCGAGUCAAGAUCCUCCUCGGUGGUCCCGGAGAUGUGAUUGGGGAUUGUAAGGUUCAGUUUCUGGAUGAAAUCUACCAGAUGGAGAAACCAGGAGCUUGCGCACUCUCAGCUGCAGAUGGACAAUUUAAACGGAAGAGCGGACCAGAGUGCAAGCACUGCAAGGCCGACCCCGAGGCCGAGUGCCGCUUCUGCUCCUGCUGCGUGUGCGGCGGCAAGCAGGACGCUCACAUGCAGCUGCUGUGCGACGAGUGCAACAUGGCGUUUCACAUCUACUGCCUCAACCCGCCGCUGGCCACCAUCCCAGACGACGAGGACUGGUACUGUCCCACCUGUAAGAAUGACACCAGCGAGGUGGUGAAAGCCGGAGAGAAGCUCAAAGCCAGCAAGAAGAAAGCCAAGAUGCCUUCGGCGACGACUGAGAGUCAAAGGGACUGGGGAAAGGGUAUGGCUUGUGUGGGGCGUACUAAAGAAUGCACAAUUGUCCCUUCAAACCACUAUGGACCAAUACCUGGAGUUCCUGUUGGAACCACCUGGAAAUUCAGAGUUCAGGUGAGCGAGGCAGGUGUUCACAGGCCACAUGUCGGUGGUAUCCAUGGACGCAGCAACGAUGGCUCCUAUUCGCUGGUGUUGGCCGGGGGCUUUGAGGAUGAAGUGGACCGGGGCGAUGAGUUCACCUACACAGGCAGCGGGGGGCGUGACCUCUCGGGAAACAAACGAAUCGGAGAGCACUCAUUUGACCAGACCCUGACACACAUGAACAGGGCAUUGGCCUCAAACUGCGACGCACCUCUGAAUGACAAAGACGGGGCAGAGUCGAGGAACUGGCGGGCGGGGAAGCCGGUGAGGGUCGUGCGCAGCUCCAAAGGUCGACGCAUCAGCAAAUACGCCCCAGAGGAAGGAAACCGCUAUGACGGUAUUUACAAGGUGGUAAAGUACUGGCCAGAGAUUGGAAAGUGCGGUUACUUGGUGUGGCGGUACCUGCUGAGACGGGAUGACCUGGAACCAGCACCGUGGACGCCUGAAGGACUAGAGAGGAUCAAGAAACUGGGCCUCGCUGUUCAGUACCCGCCGGGCUACUUGGCGGCCAUGGCUAACAAAACAAAGAAGGAGGCCUGUGCCAGACCUGGUCGCGGCGGCCGGGGUAAGCACCAUCCCGGCAGGGGGAGGCCACGGAGACAACGCAAGAUCAAGGAGAAAGAGGAGUUCGAUGAGGAAGACGAGGACAUGGAGCCGAUGGCCUGUGUGGAAGAGGAGGAGAUGCAAAGUAACGGAGAGGAGAUGACCACCAGAGAAAGUGAGUCGUCACCAGCAGCAGAGCCUCCGUCUAAACGUGUGAAGAUGGAGGAGACCUUCCAGCUGUCAGAGCAGCAGCAGCAGUUGAUCCGAGAGGACACAGCCAACAAGAAACUCUGGGAUGAAGCCAUGGAAAACCUCAAAGAGGGGCCGAAUUUCCUGCGCAAGAUGGAGCAGAUCUUCAUGUGCGUGUGCUGCCAGGAGCUGGCCUACCAACCCAUCACCACCGCCUGCUCACACAACGUUUGCAAGACUUGUCUCCAGCGGUCGUUUCGAGCGCAGGUGUACACCUGCCCCGCCUGCCGCCACGACCUGGGCAAGGACUACGCCAUGACCCAAAACAAGAUGCUCCAGAUGCUGCUCGACCAGUUCUUUCCCGGCUACAGCAAGGGCCGAUGAGGUCGAAAUAAAAACCCAUUUAUACGUAGAACACGUACAUAAACGCACAUAAGCAGCCGUUCUGUGCACCCGUGUAUACCGUCAAGUACCUAGAGCUCCACUUUAAAAAGCAUCGCGCACACUUACCGUACUUACCAACGGGCAAAUGUAUAUUGCAUAUACAACCAUUUAUUGUAUACAAUCAUUCAUACACAAACAACCUCAGUAGGGACUGACCUCAUCUGUUGAACUUGGACUGUCUCCAUUAACUUCACCAGCCUGAAAUUCAACCAAGGACAUUUUUAAACCUCCCUACUCCUGCCACAAAAACGCACAAACAAAAGCAGCCCCGACUCUCGCACCCACUCAUCAUCUGAAUCUCUCGGCUCAUUUUACAGUUUUUUCGUCCGCUGGUUCCGUGAAUGAACUGCACGUUGUUAGAGUGCGUACUUCUCCCCAGCAAUAUCAUGAAGUCGGCCAUUAGGUCCCUGCCAACCUGUUUGCAUUUUGUGUACCACGUUAUGGAGCUUCACACCAAAAUGAGUGUUGUUCUCAGGUGGGAAAUAAAGGAGGGAGGUUAAUAGAGUGAUAUAAUGGUAAUUGUCACAACGUUGAAACGAUCAUACGAUAGAAUCUCUGUUCAUUUAUAUACGAGACAAAGCACACAAUCUUUCCUGACCUUGGAGCACUUUAUUACCGUUUUGUAGGUUAAUCAGGAGCAUUUGUUAGCGUCCCGCUAGCUUCUCGUGUCACUUGGAACGAUGCCACUGCCAUGCUCCGAGCUAAUAAGAUUAGUAAAUGUCUCACCACGCUGGGUGAACUUUCAGAGCAGAAAUUGGCAGCUGUGUCCGGUUUGUUUUGAGCGUCGGAUGAUUUCUGGCUCCGUUAGAACCACGACUUUGUGAAAUACUUUGUGAGUCCCCCCCCCAAAAAAUGAUGAAAGCUCUGUCCUUAGAUUUAAUGUGGAGUGAAAACAAGGCAAACACACCAAAGACAUGAGGCUGAGAACAGAUCCGGCGUAAAAACAAAAAUCAAUUUCUGAAAAAGUAAUCACUCCUAAAAAAUAAAAUGCAUGUUACACAAAUUAUAAUCUUUUCUUUAGCAUGGCACUUUUUCUUUCCACUUCCAUGCAGCUGAAAUAAAAGGACAAGAUAAACGAGCACACACGUCUGGAUCUCCACCAUAAGCACUUUUGAAACCUCUAACACUGUAUAAAUAUUUUAUUCAUCCAUAAAUGAAGUUCUCACAUACUUGAAAUCUACUAAAUCGUCCUCGAGCAUUACCUGAGUAUUUCCUGCUAUUUCCUUCCGUCGACCAGAUCUAAAUGCGCAUUAAAGAUUUACAUGAGAUCACAAAAAGAUUUGGUUCUCUGAAAUGCUCGUGAAGUGUGACAUGCGCUGCUUUGCACAUCGAUUUCAAACACGCCGUGGUCGUCCCUGGUGUUACCAAGCAACCGCAAUCAAUCAGGACUCCACACAAAGACGUUUGGCAUAGAUAUUAAUCUGCCGUUGUUCUUCCUGUUAGAGCUCUGGGUGUUCGCCCUGAUCUGCUUCUCCUCCAUUCAGGAAAAAAAAAUUAAUCCAGUGAGUGAUUGCACAACCAGGAUGAGGAGAGUUAGGUCCAGGGAGCGGACGUGCAGCUGUCUCACUUUGUCAUGAUUGACUCUGAAAAACAAGGCCACUGAUUUCUGUGGCCUCACAAAGAGCUUUUUAAUACGAUGGACCCGCACCAUCAGAGGCUCAGGGGCGCUGCUGAAUCGUGCAAUCGCUCACCCACGUACAGUAAAUGAAGCCCCAGAGUUUCUUUAAGUUGUUAAUCUGUUCCAUAAUCAGGAAUUUACUGAUUUAGAAUUAUACUUCUGCAGGUUUUCAACAGUGCUUAUGUGAAAGUUCACUGGUGCAUGUGUUGUAUUAAUACGUUAUGGAAUGUUUCAAUAGGUGGCGUGUCUCAUUACACUUUAAUACAACAAAACGCGUUUAAGUGCAAGGUAAAGCAAAUUUUUUGUCUUCCCCAUAGUCAGAACUACUGGAUUUACUUUGGUUAUUCUGGAUAAUGUCCAUGUGGCUUCAUUGCGUAACCGAGAAACUAAUUUGCUUCCCCGGGUGUCACGGCUAAUCUACCACUGUAUACGGGAUGUGAGCUUUCCUCAGGUGGAGGCGAAUAAAAGAGACAAGCGCUUGAACAAUAUUUAUCCCCCAAAUCCCAGUUUUAGUUUUUCAAAUAUUCAAAAUGUUUCCAAAUGUUCAAUUCCAGGUCUUAAUUGCAAUUGGUAUUUGCUUCUAGAUUGUAUUUGUUUACUUCUCUAAUACUAGACUAGGGGAUAAAAACAACAUUACACUUCUCAUUGCAUUGCACAUCAAAUGACAGAGUUUUAUUCCAGCUGCAUCGUUCCUAUGAAUAAACCCCGUGGCUCUUAAAGCCAUGCUAAGCAAACCUAACAAGAAGUCUGUCAUUAAGAUGAUAACUCAGAAGGCCAUAGGCCAAUAAAGACGUGUUCUACCCUGUAGCUGCCGGCUCUUAUUACACUCAGUGUAAAUACUAAACUAAACAUUAAUUCAAGACUCAACAUGGCGAUUGAAGAAUCCUAAAAUAACAAGGAAAAAUUACGAUACUUAAGUGAACAGAUUUUUUUUAUCCACCUCUGAAAGACUUUAAUUCUCUGUCAAGUCUGAACAGAGUUAAAGAUUAUUUCUUGUUUGAUUAUAAGCAACUAAAAUCCUGUUUUUUAUUACAGACCUUUACUUAUCGGUUGUUAUCCAGUGGAUUCAGCCUCCAGCAGUGUAAAUUGUCCCUCCAUGACUUUUUAAUGCACUUAUUGCCCUCUUUUAAUGGCUAUGUAACAAUACCUCCACCUAGUAAUGCUUGUAUUAUUCAGCUUGUCAGAGUAAAAAAAAAGUUUUAUUUUAAGCAGCGAACAGAUUUAAAUUUUCCCAGUACUGAAGUGGUACUUCAAAAUGUCCAGGGUUGGCAGGCCUGAUGGGAACUAAAACAAAACCAUUCCAUGGAGAGCACGCAGCCAGCAGCAGAGCCUCGCCGCUGACCUGAGAUCUGCACAGAUCGCAGAGGCUCAGAUAAAAUAUUCAAAAUAUUUUCCAAGUGUGAAUUAUUUUUGUUAGAAAGCGUCGCCCCCUCGUUCACCGACACCAUCACGUUCACCUGUAACAGCCUUCAAGGUAAAGCCAUGUUUUCUGCCGAGCUGAGACGACGCGUCGAAGCUGUUUGUUAGUGGUGACGUCCUCGUUUCCGUUCAACCAUUCAGGAUCUUUCUUUGUUUUCAACAUGCAAGUACAAUAUGCUAUAUGGUCUUUAAAGCUAACUGUGAUGUGCAUUUCUUCCACUGUUGCUUAGUCUUGUUCGAAAGAUUAUUUUCUUCCUGGCAAAGCGAAUCUCCCUCCUUUCUUUCUCCGCUGUGACCUUCGCUCCCUCUCCUCUCCCCCGCUGUCUCCUGCUCUCCGUGAACCUACAGUACUAACGAUUUUUAGACGUCUUGUGGACGCUUGGCUUCAGUGCUGUGUUGUUUCUUUUUUUUCAUUUUCUAUCGCACUCUGUUGAAGAAAAACUCAUUUUCUUAGAAUGCUUAGUAUUAUCUAUGUCCGUACGCCAUUUUUCUACCAUUUUAGUUGCUUCUCUAUUUCUUAUUUUAAUCAUUAGACAUUUUUUUAUGUGGCAACCUCGAGCAUUGCAGCGUAUGCCGGUCUGAGGAGUUCCAUUGCUUCAUAUUGUGAUCUGAAAUUUUAUACAUGUCAUAAUAAUACUUGAUAUGUACCUAUUAAAUAUUUGGAUUCCAGAAAAAAAAA